AUGUCGACGGACGCACCUCAGCAGAUCUCCACGCAGUCCCCAGCCGCUGCUGAGGCCGUGAGCACCGUCGCGUGUGCGAUUUGCCGGAGACAGUUCGCGCGGUACACCUGCCCGCGGUGCAAUAUUCCAUACUGCUCCCUGACAUGUUUCCGCUCCGAGAGUCACAAUGGAUGCUCGGAGACAUUCUAUCGCCAGGAGCUCGAGGCGGACGUGCACAGCUCGCCCUCGCGCACCACCGAGGAGCGGCUGAAGAUGAUGGAGCUUCUGAGGCAGUUCGAAGAGGGCGCAGCGGACGCGGACCUCCUCGGCGAGACAGAUUCCGACAACGAGGGCGAGGACGUGGACCUCGUGCGGCGGUUAGGAAAAGUAGACCUAGAAUCCGUGUCGUCCGAAGAGCUGUGGGCCAAGCUCACCCCGGCUGAGCGUGAUAAAUUCCUCAGGGCACUCGGCGACCCCUCCAGCGAGCUCGCUCAGCAACUCUUGGCAAGCGAGGAGCUGGAGAAGGCGCGAGUGGAGCCCUGGUGGGAGGCGCAGCCGUCGGUUGCAGAGGAUGCAGAUGCAGUUGUUGAGGGAAGGGCGCUCCCGGAGAACGCGACGAGGAAGCGGUUUGGCGCGCGCCCUGAGAUGAUGGAUGUCCCUCUGGCGAUGGUGCACGCCGCUACCGCGUCGGUCGGAAGCGCGCCCAUACUAUUGUACAACAUGUGCGCACUCUGCAUGGCGUAUGCAUACACGACGCGGCACCUCGCAAUGUCUCCGCUCAGCGCGCUCUCGCUGGGCGACCCGGAACACGCCGAGGCGUGCCGUACCAUCGCACACCUCGCGCCGUUCCUCGCGGACCGCAAGUCUGCGACAAUCCAUCCGACGCUCUCCAGCGUAGUUACAGACUUCUGGUCACGCUUCGAGCCCGGGAAAAUGACGUCUCCGUUCCUCUCGGUUCUACUUCGUGACACUGCGAUCCUCCUCCGGCCUGCACCCGUUACCGUUCUCCGCCGCGCGACCAGUAGCGGCAGUGACAGGGGUGUCUCCGGCGCAUUGCGUGAGUCCACGCAGGCGCAGGACGGGCGCGCAGAUUUGGCGAGUCACCCCAAUGCCCUCGCCAUACUUGCGCUGUCCGACCUCUUCGCGCUCUUCCAGGCUGCUCCGCGCGCGACGCAAAUACCGGCGCCACCGGAACCACCGGAACCACUGCCUUCGAGCGUACCGCCGCUGCCCUCUGGCAUGCCGACGAGUAUUCCCUUGAGUGUGCCCCCACCGCUGACUUCGGGUGCCGCGCCUCAUCCCCCAUCGCCGGAGCGCGUGCGCGGCUCCAAGCACAUCCCACACAAAUUGACGUUUUAUGCGGCUCAUGUGCUUGGUGCACCGACGGCGAUGCUGCGCGUGCUUGCGGACGAGGUCGCGGUGCGCGCUCAGGCCGUCGCACGGGAGGGUGCGGACGUCGAUUGGGAGGGCCCCAGCACCGGUGUGGCGGCUGCCAGUAGGGAUCGCGAGGCCAUGCGUGAGACGUUUCCGACGGGCAACCCGGUGAUUGAGGAACUGCCGUGA
This is a messenger RNA of Sparassis crispa, 1542 nucleotides long. RefSeq lists its product as hypothetical. Lineage: Eukaryota; Fungi; Basidiomycota; Agaricomycetes; Polyporales; Sparassidaceae. The record is from RefSeq and is a predicted model, not a curated record. The transcript is spliced from 6 exons. The coding region runs from base 1 to 1542 and encodes 513 amino acids.